This is a messenger RNA of Brienomyrus brachyistius, 2510 nucleotides long. Its product is annotated as dual specificity protein phosphatase 6-like. The coding region runs from base 442 to 1593 and encodes 383 amino acids. Gene Ontology annotation, molecular function: protein tyrosine/threonine phosphatase activity; MAP kinase tyrosine/serine/threonine phosphatase activity. Gene Ontology annotation, biological process: positive regulation of apoptotic process; protein dephosphorylation; negative regulation of ERK1 and ERK2 cascade. Gene Ontology annotation, cellular component: cytosol; cytoplasm. NCBI's taxonomy places the organism in Eukaryota, Metazoa, Chordata, Actinopteri, Osteoglossiformes, Mormyridae. The transcript has 3 exons. The record is from RefSeq and is a predicted model, not a curated record.
UCCCCUGUUCGUAUCCACCGAGGAGGACGGGACUGCGCAGAUGGGCAUCUGCACAGCUGGGGAACAUCUGGACGUGUGCGAUUUGCGGCUGCAAGUCUGCGUCUCACAGGGGCACGUUUGGGCAUGACAGUGUUUUACUGCGGCACAGAGGGACGUCGCUGGAGCAGUACUAUUAACGUCAUUGAUAAAUACACAGGCGCGCAUGAAUGAAUGGUAGUUUAGGGUGUCCUAUAUGUCAUCCUGUUUCGUCAUGUGUCGGUAUUUGUCGUUCUCUCUGCAUCUAAGGCUGCUCGAAUUGUCACGAAAAUAGCAGGAAUAGUGAGUGAUUACGCAGUGAUUUCUGCAAGGGUUCAAAUCACAGCAAGGCGUGUUUCCUCCUCAUGGUUACGCUGUUCCAGAAUUUAAUGUCUCACUUUCGCCUCGGUGCCCGAUCGCCUACUAAUGCUAGAUAGGCAAAGACCUGUCCAUUUCGACACGGUGAUGGCGAUCAGCAAGACGGCGGAGUGGCUGAAGGAGCAGCUGGAGACGCGCAGCGGCCGCCUCCUGCUCAUGGACUGCCGCCCGCAGGAGCUCUACAACUCCUCGCAUGUGGAGACGGCGAUCAACGUCGCCAUCCCGAGCCUCAUGCUGCGGAGGCUAAAGAACGGGAGCCUCCCCAUCAGGUCUCUGCUCGCUCGCGGCGAUGACCGUGAGAAAUUUGCCCGGAGGUGUAAAACGGACACAGUGAUCUUGUACGACGAGUCUAGUAGGGAGUGGAACGAGAACGCGGACCGGGGCUCGGUGCUGGGGCUGCUGCUGCGGCGGAUGAAGGACGAGGGGUGCAGGGCCUUUUACUUGGAAGGAGGCUUCAGCAAAUUUCAGAUGGAGUUCCCCUCACUGUGUGAAACCAAUCUGGACAGCUCAUGUAUGAGUAGCUUCCCUCCUGUCCCAGUUCUGGGGUUAGGCGGACUGCAGAUCAGCUCAGACUCAUCAGAUUUUGAGUCGGAUGUGGACCCCAGCAGUGCUGCAGAUUCCGAUGGGAGCCCCCUGUCAAACGCCCAGCCCUCGUUUCCUGUCGAGAUCUUACCACACCUCUACCUGGGCUGUGCCAGGGACUCCACCAAUCUGCACGUUCUGGAGGAGUGCGGCAUCAAGUACAUUCUCAAUGUGACACCCAACCUACCCAACCUGUUCGAGAACGUGGGCAGAUUCCGAUACAAGCAGAUCCCUAUCUCAGACCACUGGAGCCAAAACCUCUCUCCGUUUUUUCCCGAUGCCAUCAGCUUCAUCGACGAAGCUCGUGGUAAGAAAUGUGGCGUGCUGGUCCACUGCCUUGCAGGCAUCAGCAGGUCUGUGACUGUCACGGUGGCCUACCUCAUGCAAAAGCUCAGCCUCUCCAUGAAUGAUGCCUACGAUAUUGUCAAGAUGAAGAAGUCCAACAUCUCCCCCAACUUCAACUUUAUGGGCCAGCUGCUGGACUUUGAGAGAACCUUGGGCAUCAGCAGCCCUUGUGACAACCACAUAGCACCCCCUAGAGGACCACAGUCACUCUACUUUGCCACCACCCCCACCAACCACAACGUCUUCCAGUUGGACCCCCUGCAGUCUACGUGAGACCCUCUGAUCCACAGCACAUGGCCUCUGAUCUCUUCUGUCACUGGGUCUUGAUUCGAUUGGCUCCAGGCUGCGGAGCUUGGUGGCUGAGGGACAUGUGAGGAGGAAGGUGGAGAGAGACACCUGCUGAUGGAGACAGGCUCUCUUUUCUGCCAUUUGCCUUUUUGUUUUUACCAAUCUCUGCAGGAUUUGUCUUCUGUGAAGACCUGCCUGGCUAGAGACAGAACUCCAGGGUAAACAGAUGGAAUACCUAUGACUAUUAUUGUUUAAAAUACCAAGACUAUGUUUUACUACACUUUAAACAUGCAUACAUGUAAAGACUUUUGACAUCUCGCUUGAUGCUUGGAUUCAUACCAUUUUACAGUUGCACACUUCUGUCAUUUUUAUGUCCAUUUUCUACAUGGAAUUUGACACUCUUAGUUAGCAAAAGGUUUUCGUGGGAAUGCAUGAAUAAUUUGACAUUAACAUUUAAGGAAAGAUUAUCAGAAGUUAUUUCUUUGAGCUUGUUUCGACAGCAUGCUUUGGAAAGCGGUGCUUGGUCAUCAGUCAGGUGGGCAUUUGUUCUAGGCCUGCUGAUCAUGGUGAAAUGAUUCCCGACGCAUGAUGGAUCUGCUAUGAAGAGUCCAUUCUCACAAGAUUCUGUAAGAAACCCUGAAUGGACCAUGUGGAUGUACCUCCACUACAUCCGCAGUUCUCUCUCCCAAAUGUCGACAUGACACCUCGCGAUCCGUAAGGUAUUUACACUCCUUGGGAAUUUCCCUUUAAAAGGGGAAUGUUGCUGUCGUCACAUCUUCCUGUCCUCGUUCUGUGGCAGCACUCUGAGCUAAAAGCUCACUCCCUCACAUUGACUGGAGUGAUGAGGAUUUCUUCCUAAGAUUGUAAACAGAAUUUAAAUUAUUAAUAAAUUAUUUUGCUUA